Messenger RNA from Melampsora larici-populina 98AG31, 636 nucleotides. RefSeq lists its product as uncharacterized. Gene Ontology annotation, molecular function: ATP-dependent diacylglycerol kinase activity. The transcript has 4 exons. Gene Ontology annotation, biological process: phosphatidic acid biosynthetic process. NCBI's taxonomy places the organism in Eukaryota, Fungi, Basidiomycota, Pucciniomycetes, Pucciniales, Melampsoraceae. The annotation marks the transcript as partial. Gene Ontology annotation, cellular component: endoplasmic reticulum membrane. The record is from RefSeq and is a predicted model, not a curated record.
UGGUGUAGGAAAUGGGAAGUACCACGGAAAGUGUUACAUUCAAGCAUAGGUUUUGUCACCUUGCAACGCUACAUGGCAGAUGGAAAUCCAUCGGUGAUAGCGGUUUAUCUCUCAAAAGCCUUGAUAGUCAUCUGGAUCGCAGAUGUACUUCGAUUCAAUUCGAAAAGGUUUUCAAGUCUCUAUGAAACCUUGCUGGGUUUCUUGAUGCGUCCCUCUGAGAAAAACGAUUGGAAUGGAGUCAUCUUUUAUUUGCUGGGGGUUAUCAUCAGUCUCUCAACUUUACCGCUAGAUAUUAGCGUUUUAUCAAUCUUGAUUUUAUCAUGGGUUGAUACAUCCGCUUCGAUCGUUGGAAGAUUAUAUGGUCAUUUAACCUCAAGUCUCCCAUCACCACCAUUCGCCCGAAGGAAAUCAUUGGCCGGGUUUCUAGGAGCAUUUCUUACCGGUACCAUCACCUCUUCACUCUUUUGGUCAUCAUGGGCCAGCAAAGGUCCUGCCAGACUUACCGGUCAGUUACCUACUCCUAAAUCAAACAUGAGCUUACUGGGACUUUCGAUUGGAUGUGGUUUAGUCGGUGCAGUGGCUGAGGCUGUAGAAGUGUUUGGUUUGGAUGAUAAUUUGAUUGUUCCUGUCUUAUCG